This is a messenger RNA of Python bivittatus (Burmese python), 10140 nucleotides long. The record is from RefSeq and is a predicted model, not a curated record. NCBI's taxonomy places the organism in Eukaryota, Metazoa, Chordata, Lepidosauria, Squamata, Pythonidae.
UUGCCUCCGGCAGCGGCCCGGGCGGGAAGCUAAGCAGAGUUGGGCUCGGGUGGCACUUGGGCGGGAGGCCACCAGGAAGGACAAGUGGGCUAGACUGGGAAUUUAGAAGAAGACCCCUGAAGGUGGCGGCGCGCUGCUUCUAGCCUUCUGCCGAGAGAGUCCGCAGGGACUUCGCCUUUUAAGCCCAUUUCGCGCCCGGCGGCUUGGGUGACUGAGGCGGCCCGGGGAAGGUCUGCUGGCGAGCCCUGGCCCUGCUUCCUGGCUGCUGGACCUCUCGGGCCGAGCAGUUUCCAGGAGCUUUUGCCCGGCCUUUGGCAGCUGCGUGCAGAGCGAUUCUGCUUCAGUGCCCCCCCUCCAAGGGGGACACGGUGCUCGUGCCGGAGGGCAGACGCGGCCCGGCUGGCCCACGGGCCCCUGCCCUCCUGGCAGAUUGUGUGGGUUGGACCGGCAUAGGUCAGGAGCCUAGUGGCGGCUCCCCGUCACCAGCCGCGUGCUCGGGGGGGGGGGGGGGAACCGGCAAUUGCCCCCUGCGCGCGAGCUCCCUGCCUUGGCUGACAUUGGGCUGCAGUGGGGCGCCUGCUUGGGACAGAAGGCAGCCCCAGCGGUGCCACGGCUGGGGGUGGCAGGCACAGGGGCACCAACUCCAGCCAGGCUUCUUGGGGCUCAGCCCAGUUGGCCCUGGCAGGGGGCUGCUCUCCUGGGUUCGGACGGGCCCUUCCCCGGCCUGCCCAGGAGCGGGUGGCUGUGCCCGGGGCUGCCUGCCUCCGACCCACAAGAGAGGGCUUGAGGGUUCCUGCCAGAGAGGCCGGCUUGCUCGGUGAGUCAGAGUGGGCGCCUUGCGUGGAUUAGGAAGGCCUCUGAGAGCGAGGGGGCCACGGCUGGCCAACUGGCCACCCUGCCCCUCUGAGCAGCCCGGCAGAGACACUGAGCUGGACGGCCUUUCUCUGCUCCGGGCAGGGUCAGCUUCCACCUCAGAAGUGCCACCGGGCCCCCCAAGAGCGAAGGAGAUGCGAGGAGGAGGCCUCUCGGCCCGGCCCGGCCUGGCCCGGCCCGGCCUUCCCUCCCUCGCUUCAUUGGUAUCUGAGGCACGUCCAGCCUGCGCCCGCUUCUGCCUGAUCCCGCGAGGAGGGGCUGCUCCAGAGCUGACUUGUCCGCGAUGGUUUGCCGGCCGCUGGGGCCGGAGCUGUCGGCACUGUGGAAGGAGAAGGAGGCAGCUUGUUGGGUGGCCCCCGGAGCAAUCUUUGGAGUGGGCAGGAAGGCAACGAAGCUGCUUGAAAGCAGCCUGCCGGCCCAUGGCGCCAUGAUGUUGCUACGCAGUCGGAGGCUGACUCCCCUCCAACGGCGGUGGGGGGGCAGUUGGGUCAUCCUCAGCAGAGCAGCAGGCUUCCUCUUGACAGCUCUCCAGCAGCAGCGGGGAGGGGGGGGUUGGCUUUGACUCUCCUCCCCCCGCACGCACCCAUACACUCCUGCAGAUGCCCCCUUUCCUCCUUGGUGAGCAAACCUUUGGUUGGCUGCAAGGAAAGAAAGACGGCUUUGUGGGGAGGGAGCAUUUGUUCUCAGAGCAGCAUUAGGCAGGAUAGAAGUUCCCCAUGGCAGUUGCCCCCCCCACGCUCUUCAGGGUUUGCACUUGACAAAAUUGGAUGUGAGGAGGGUGUGAACAUCCCCAAGGCUUCAGUGGCUUUCCACUUGAAAACCUCAAGUGAUCCCCCCCCCUUUUGCAGGCAGGCCUUUUCCAGCUUGGCACAGCAGCCUUCCCCUUCCAGUGCAGGGACGCAGGGAUCUGGUCCUCCCCAGCGGGCAAACUGGCUGGCCUUUUACCCUGAAACCAGCUGGACGUGCUUAGCUUUCAAGAGGGAAGCCGGAGGGGAGAGAGGACCGCGGUCUGCAGUGGGUAGAAAAGCUGCCAUGUUGAAAGGGAGGGCAGGCCGAGGCACUGUGGGCCGAAAUUAAAGGCAAGGAGAUCUGGGCUGAAUAACAGGAGAAGCCUGCAAAUCCCAGUCGGCGAGAAGCUGCACAAAGGAAGAGGCAGAGACAGAGGCGCAACCUGCAGAAUGACGUCCUUCCUGCUGGGCUGGAGGCUUGCAAACCAAGGGUGGGCAGUCAGUGGCCUGGCAUGAUUGCCAGGCUCACGCCACUUGUGUAGCCGCUUGUUUGCUGAAGGAACUCUUCUUGGAGUUGCGCAAUUCCUGGCUGGGUCCCCGUAGCUCUCACUAGCAGCGCGUGAGUGACACGAGCAGGAGAGAGCCGGGGCCCUGUGGUCGUGCUGGUGGGCAUCUGGCCAGCACGGUGGUCUGGGCUCCGGGUUGGCUGCUGCUGAGGCCCGUCUCCACAUCUGUCAACAGCCUCUUCUUGGCCCCCUCCUGUGGGAAACAGCCAUCUCCCUCUUGCACGCUUGGCAUCUGACCUGAGCUCUUCCCGCGCCAGGCGAGCCGUCUGUUGUGGGGUUUGACCGUCUGCUCCCUGCCUCCCUGUGUGGCUGGGCUGCUGCGGUUGGUGCGCUCAGGUGCUUGUGCCUUGAGCCGCCGCUGUGCCCAGUGCCUGAGCUGGGCAGGCAUUUCUGGUGAUGACCGCCACGAGCUCCGCAGCCCAGGAAGGAGGGCAUGGGUCACCCCAGCCUGAUGCAGGACUCUCACCGCUUGCAUGGGCGAGGCUGUUGCUGAGAAAGGAAGAGGCCGCUCUGCCUGUCUGCCUGGGGGGCUUCCCAGGGGGGCCGCCUUUGUCCCAGCCAGGUGAGCUUUGUACAGCUGCCCUGCGUAGCGAUGGCAUCUCACUCACCCCAACGGCCCCGUCCAAUGGAAGGGAGCCCGCGUGGCCGGGGAGGCCUCGGGUGGGCUGGGUGGGCUGGCAGGGGAGCCUGAUGUCAGGCAGAGCUGGAGUGGACCCCGGAGGGCUUCUGGGCAGGGCCACGAGGGCACAGAGGCCCGCCCUGCCAGCAGCUCUCAUUCUGGGACAGACUGGCAACCAAGUGCCUGGCAGGGCAGGCCUCACUGUUCCUUCUUGUGAACUUAGAGGUGGACGAUGGUGAGACUAUAUCAAGGGCUCCGUGACGGUGUGCCUUGGAGGGGGAGGGAUACGUGGAUCAGCAUUCCUGUUCUGAGGCUGUCUCGGGGCAGGCUGGUAUGCCCGCUUGUCCUUUCCUGUCGCACUCAAUCGCCAGUGGUACAGUCUUGGGCCCACAUGUGCUUUGCCAGCUGCAGCAAAAGUCCCACCCAAGCAAUGGGGGACUCAGGAGGAGCAAAGACGCUACCUGCUUGCUCCUGUCCUAAAAGUGCAGACCGGGAAUCUCUGCUGCCCUUGGGUGACAGCUGGGCCUGGGCGCUGUCCAGGACAGAGAGCUCUGCCAAGUGCCAACUUGGGUUUCUUGGCACCGGCAGCGGCGUUUGGAAGGGGCUUCCUCUUCUGUGUUGUCACCUGUCCUCGUGGAAGCUCUGGAGGCAACUGAGGGAAUGAUGGCACAGUGAAGGGGAGCUGGUCUUGCCUCUUCUUGGGAAAGGGGCCCUGCCCUCCUCGCCCCAUGGCAGCCAUGGCUGCUGUGUGGGGGCAAAGCGCGAGGAUUGGGGAGAGGUGGGAAGGCCCAGGCCUUGCCUGGUUCUGUCCACGAUCCUCCUGUGAGGCUGUACGGACCCCACGUGGACAGCCAGCAGUGGGCAUGGUGCCAUGGAAGGCGGGUUGGCCGGUGGUGACAAGCGAGCCUUCCAGAGUGAUCUGCGCGCCUUUGAAUUGACAGCCCCCGCCUGUCUCUUCUCUGGCGCUCGCCGGGCCAGUGGCUGUGAGUCCCCCGCCUGUGCCUCCCGGGCCCUCCUCCUGGAGCCAGCUUUGGUGUCUGACUGGCUCCACUGGCCAUGAGAAAGCUGCCCCCUUGGCUAGCCCCUGGGCUGUCCCAAGUCGGGCCAAGCCAGUGGCUCUCCGUUACUUUCCCGGUCUGUGGGGUCAGCUUUGAAAUCUUCCCCACCUGCUCCCCUCCGCAAAGGAAGCCCGCUAAAGAUACCUGCAUCAGGCCGGUGGCCCGUCUACUACACGGCGCCUGACACGCUGGCCGGCCAGAGCCAUGGUAGGGGCGGUUGCCGUGUCUGCUCCCAGCUAGGGCUGGCUCGGUGUAGGGGCCGCCGAACGUCCAGGCUGCCAUGAGUCUGUCCAGGGCUGGGUUUUUUGUCUUGUUUUUAUUGGUUGUAUGCCAUCAGUUUGUUGUCACUCUCAGCAACCACAUGGACAGAUUUUCUCCGUGACAAUGUGCGGGAGUCAUCCUCUUCCGCUUGCAGACUCCGUCUCCCCCAGAAAUGAAAUCCAGGAGGGGCGGGUCCCUGGAAUUGUAGCCCCACUCCAGAGUGGUCCUCCCCUGUGUCAAAAGGUUGGGACUCACAUCCUGCUGCUCCUUGCUCGUGUGUGAAAAAUCAGGAGUCUGGUGGCCCCUUUUCUGACUCCCAGAUUUUGUGAAAAUUUCUUUCACAAGCCUCUUCGUUUCAUGCCCGGGGUGGCUCACCAGGUGCAUCUGGCAAAGGGAGCCGCAGCUCACAGAAGCUGCUGCUUUUUAAUCAAAUUUGGGAGUUGGGAGAGGGGCUACCAGACUCCUCCUGAUUUUUUGCCAACAUAGACUAACGCGGCUCUCCUCCUACAUUGUCUGCAUGUGUUUUGUUUCUUGAAAAGAGACUUUGAAAAGAGUCUCACAGUGGUUUAUAUUUUUGAAGGUAGGUGUUUCAGCUGGAGAGUCAAAUUCAAGGGAAUUAUUUUUGUCUUGGCAAAGAGGAGAAAUAAUCGAGAUCUCUGGGGGAGGCAUUGCCCCAUGGGGUGCUACCCUAGCUGGAUUGUGGGAACUAAGUCCUUAACUAACGUGGGAACUAAGAAAUCCCAUCCCCGAGAGGUUCAGGCACGAAAGAACUGAAGAAAGCUCUAGAGGGGAUCUAGCCCCGAGAAAUCCAAGGCUGGCUGGGGGAGGGAUGUUUCUCGGGCAGCUCAGCUUUUGAAAAGAGGAAGGAAGAGCUCCGCUUCGGCCUCUUUUGGUGCUGGUGGGGAGCUCAGCCUCUUUCCUGAACAAGCCAGCCCAGUAGCGGCCUGGUUGCCGGGACCCUGGGAUUGGCAGUGCAGAGGGCAGAGAUGGAGCGACCGGGCGAAGAGCAGAGUCGGACGCAGGCGAGCACUGGUCUCGGGCGGAAGCGUUGCGCUCUUAUCCCGGGCGGCUUGAUCUGCCUCUGCGCGUGGUGGGUGCGCCCGUGUUGCGAUUCCCCCAGCAGACAGACUCGUCUCAUUCUCCUUUACUUCCUUUUCCUUUUGGCUCUCGACUCCCUUUCCCCUCCUCCCCUUAGCCUCGUUCUACUUCGUAGAGACUUGCAUUUCCUUCUGAGCUUGACGCCCUCGGCCUGAAAGGGUUUCAGCCCUAGUGCAGACACCUCCCUGCUUGUUCGGCUACAAAAAUGGACGGGAAGGCGAGGUGCCUCUUCCCAAGUAACCCAGUGCAGAGAGGGACCUUCUCCGGAUGAACGUAGAAGGGGCAGCAGAUGGGGGCCGAGAGGGCAUAGGCAGAGGGUCCAGAGGCCCUGUGGGAACCGAGGGCCCAGCCAGCAUGUUGCUGUCGCUCUGCGGGCACUGCCUGUUACAGGAGCUUGCCCUGCCACGGCCUUGAGUUCCGCCUUGCCCAGCCAAAGUGGGCAUAGAAAUGACACUCAGAUAUGUUGCCAUCUCCUUCCGCCGGGGGCGUAACUGCUGAUGACCAAAGGCCAAUAUGCCGCCUCGCCUGCCACGAGCAGCCACCCCCCGCCCCCUGCUCUCGGUGCUGCAGCAGCUCGUGGCUAGAGUAGCUCCGAGGGCGUCGGAUCGCCUUCAGUCAGAGAAAAUUUAGCAGGUGGACUUUCUCAGCCCAAACAAAUUAGGGCACGCAGGCUGGGGAAAAGGCAAAUGUGUUUCUCCCCAUUUGUUUUAGCUUCUAGCAAACCCCAUGGUUAGGGACAAGGACAAGAAAGCAUGGCAAAGCGUGCCCUGUUUAAAGAGAGCAAAAACUAAUAAUCAGAUCCGGGGUGUCUGCAGGACGUGGUCCAGAGAGGCGCAAGGGUGGUGCUGGAGGUGCAGUCAAAGCCCUGCUUGUCUUUCUGUGCAACACACAUAAAAAGCAAGUGGAGUUUUGAUUCUGCUGUCGUGGUCGGCCCUCCUGCCCUUCUGGACCAUACCCUGCAGACCUUCCCGAUCAGGCCAAACCAGGUUAAACGUAAACACGUUUCCUCUUUCAGAGCUCACCCAAGGAAAUCUGGCAGCUGCCACGGGGAGGUCUGGUGGGGCUUCUGGAAGGAGCUUAGGCUGUGCGGUGUUUCUGCUCGGGCCUCGUGAUCUGCCCUGGGCGCAGCAUGCAAAGAGGCGUGAGGCGGGUGCACCGUAACGUUCAACAGCUUUUUCUCUCGGCUGCCUUCAGUUCAGUCUCGAUGUGGAGACUGCCCGGGCUAGUCCCUGCGGUUUUCUUGGCAAGAUUUUUCAGCAGCGGUUUGCCCUGGCUUUCUUCCUGGGGCUGAGAGAGAGGAAGCCUGGACCCAGGUCCCAACCGGCUUCAUGCCUCAGGCAGGACUAGAACUCGCAGCCUCCCGGUUUCUAGCCUGGGGCCUUCACCGCUGCACCAAACUGUCUCUCAACAACUGUAGUCUGAGUUAACGCAGCCUGCAGUCGGGGGAUGAAGGGCAACGUGAUGGAGCAGUGGGGCACGUAGGAGAUGGUGUCCUCCUCUUGGGUCUGACGCCUUGGCCGUCAUCUGAGCAAGCUCCUUCCAGCUGUGCCCAGCCAGUGUCUUCUGAGAAGACCACAAAUGGGGCAGGAAGGCAGAAGCAAGCCCCACUGUUUGCCCCCCAAGUCGCUGGCCUCUCUGAAAUGGCAGUCUCUCCUUAAAUGCUUUGCGCGAGAGGCAUCGCCCCUUCCCGUGGCAGCGAGUUCCACACGCAUAUUACGCCAUGCCCUGUGGGCUUCGCCUCAACAUUACUGAGCGGGACUGGAACCCACAGCUCUGGCUCCCUUCUGUGAGAGUGCCACACAUGCAGCCACAUCAGGGUUUGCCUGCUUGUGCCAGGGGAGGCAAGCUCCCUUCUCUCCACACGUGGAGACCGUAGCAGACCCUGGGCGGGAAGCCUCCCUGGGCUACGGUCGGGUUGCAGCCAAGCCCGUGCCAGCAUAGAGGGACCCGCUCGCCCCAGCAGACCAUGCUCUUCCUGAGCCAGGGCCCUCCUGGUCAGGUCAUAAACCGGAAUAGGCAGAAGAGGGCUUGAGAAUCCCCUUGGGUGGGAGAGGGGUGCCGGGCAGGGCAGGGCAGAGAGCGGCCUGUGCUGCUUGAUAAGGGUCCUGCGGGCUGGCCGAGCAGUGAGGAGACGCCCUGCAGAAGAACUGCCGCCGCCUUCUCUCCUCCGCUGGGAGGUUCCUUUGUGAACUCAGCAGCGGUCCUGGGAGGGGGCUGCUGGAGCGUCCUCUGGGGGGCGGGGUGGGGGGCAGCCGGGCGUUGGCCUUGCCCCUGGUGAUUCUGGGUGUGGUUUCUUGCCUCUGCCAGGUCACGGGCUGCCUCGAGGAGGUCUCUUCUGCCAGCCCCAUCUGCUCCCCAGGGCCCUUCCAUGGGUAGCUUCAGUGCCGCAGGUGCCCUGGUGAGUGGGACUGAGGAUGGAUAGCCCCCCCAAGCUGACUGGAGAAACAUUGAUCGUCCACCACAUUCCCCUGGUGCAUUGCCAGGUCCCGGACCACCAGUGUGGCAGCGCCAGCCAGCGGACCAACCCUUUCUUCCCUUCUGACCUGGGGGUUAGGCGGACCAGCUCGCUCCCCGAGAAGAGCCUCUUGCAGGGGGACUCGUUGGUCUGCGGCAGCUUCCUCCGGCCGGCCGGGGCUCUGGAAGAGGAGCCGGCAGGCAGGCCAAGCCCUUCCCCCACCCUGGCUGCCCCGGCGGCCCCCCGGCGGCAGAACCCCUUCCUGCUGAGGGACGGCGAGGCCUGGGAUCUCUGCGAAGACGACCUGGGGCAGAAGGCCUUCCACCUGCAUAACGCCCUGCCCGCCCGCCGCCUGCACGAGCUGGCCCUCCCCCCCUUCCACUUGCACAGCAGCAGCCCUGUUGUGAAGCCCUGGUGUGGCAGUCGCCGGGUGGACGUGGUGGAAGGUCGCGUUGGCCUGCCGGCCGACGAGGCCCAGGAAAAGAGCCGCGUGGCGGCAGAAUGCAUGGAGCUGGACGAGUACAGCUGCCACCGCGGGGACCCCUCCAGUUUCUCCUUGGAGCAGGAGUGGGCCAGUGAGUCGGACGAACUGAUGAACAACCCGGAGGCCGUGCGCAGCCGGACCUGCGGCUGCUCCCACUCUGAGCUGCAGCGCUGCCGGUGCUACGGCCUCUCCAGUCAGCUGGAGCCUCUGGACCAGCAGAUGGGCUACGUCAGCGACUCCUCCUGCAACAGCUCCGAUGGAGUCCUGGUGAACUUCAGCACCCUCUACCAGAGGAGGAAUGGCCACCCGCAUGCCAACCUGAACUCAGGCAACUUGUCCUGCGGCUCUUCUUCUGGCAGCCCAUCGGACAUCGCGGCCUUUUACCUCGAUUUGCACGCCUCGUCCCAGGAGUCGAAGAUGCCCGGAGAGCUGCGUGAUCUGGAGGGGCCAGGCAAGGCCUGCGGGUGCCACCGCCCCUCCUCCCCGGUCUUAGAUGCCAACUGCAACUCCUACCCACCUCUCUGCGAUCCGUGCCCGUCCGACGGCUCCGACCUCACUGCCUGCUUCCAAAGCCAAGCGCGGCUAGUGGUGGCCACCCAGAACUACUACAAGCUGGUGACGUGCGACUUGUCCUCCCAGUCCUCCCCCAGCCCGCCUGGCUCUUCCAUCACCAGCUGCUCCGAGGAGCAGACCAGGAGCAGCCCGGUCCAGCCCACCGAAUACUACCUCUUCCAGAGGCCUGAAGAGAGCGACACGGAGGGUUCCCGGGACGAAUCGCAGGAGGAGUCGGAGAAGAACGCUAUCCAGGGACAGGUCUACAUCAACGUCUCCCCUCCCAGCCUCGCUGGGGGGAGGCAGCGCUCCCGGAGCUACGACCGCCAUCUGGACCGCAGCCCCACCAGCCGGCUGGGCUCCUUGGAGCGCAUGCUGAGCUGUCCGGUCAAGCUGAGCGACGGCUCCUCCCUGCCUCUCCAGAGCUCCCCGCCCAAGCGUGUCACCUCCUUCGCAGAGCUGGCCAAGGGCCGGAAGAAGAACGGCUCCUCGCCACCCAUUCGGACCAGCCGGGACUCGUCCCUGGAGUUCUCGCCGAUCCCAGAGUGCCAGCGGGACAGUGGCUCUGUCUUCCUGGAGAAUCCGGAGCGGCCCAGCCAGAGCUUCCCGCCCCUGCCCUUGGCGCGCUCCCUCGGCCGCAGCUCCGAAGGCGAACUCAAGGCGGCCAGAGAAGCCCCGAGCUCCAGGGAGGUGCCCUCCGGUGGGCAGGAAGGGGCCGAGCCCCUCUUUUUCUCAGCGGUGGCAGAGACGGGGGCCGGUGCCACCAGUGCCCUUGGCCAGAAAGACAUUCGAGCCCGAGCUGAUGGCGGCGCAGCGGACGGCAAAGUUGUGCGCUACAGCAAGGACCAGCGUCCCACCACGUUGCCCAUCCAGCCCUUCGUCUUCCAGCAUCACUUUCCCAAGCCGGCAAAGGGCCGGGCCCUGCGCAGCCAUUUGGCCUCCAGCCUCUCCCAGCUCUACGGCCCCUCUGCGGCCACCGCCGCCGGCCGCCCGGCCAGCCGGCCCCUUUCCUCCGCCUCUCAGUCCUCCACCGCUGCCGAGGGGCCUCUGGGGCAGGGCCAGCGUUCUGCCGAUGGAGCGGCUUCCCUUGGCGAUGGCUGUGCCAAGAGGGUGCCAGGGCCAGAGACCACCCGCCCGUCCCCGCUGGGCAGUUACUCUCCGGUGCGCAACAGCGUGCCUUUCUUCCAGAGCGCGGAGUCCCCCUCCUGCCCGCCCACCCCGGAGACUCAGCCACCCCGCAGCAAGUCCUGCCCGGUCUCUGCCAACCUCUUGCCCAGCAUCAAACCUUCCCCAGCUGCUGGCAGCUGUGCCACCCAGGGCGGUCCUGGCACCGGUGUCCUGCACAAGCAGAGCGAAAUCCCCUCGCCAGUGGCCAAGAAGGAUGACCCCCCGCACCCCCCCGCGCCCCUCGCCACGAGCCAACCCCCCCGCCAGGAGCCACAGUGA